Molecule: messenger RNA, 1110 nt
Organism: Theileria annulata
Lineage: Eukaryota; Apicomplexa; Aconoidasida; Piroplasmida; Theileriidae
Product: arginine N-methyltransferase, putative
Exons: 5
Coding region: 1-1110 (369 amino acids)
Biological process (GO): peptidyl-arginine methylation
Cellular component (GO): nucleus
Molecular function (GO): protein-arginine N-methyltransferase activity
Source: RefSeq, a predicted model, not a curated record
AUGUUGCCGAGUCAAGUUAAGAUAGAUAAGAAUCCAUACCCCGAAAGUGUGUUAAAUGAGUUUAACUCCGAGUGGAACGGGUUCGUUGACUCAAGGGAUCAUGAACCUGAUCAUGACCAUGAUUCCUCCGAUAAUAAAUUAAAUAACCCUAAAAACUCAGAUGUAUACUUCAAUUCCUAUUCAUAUAUUGGAAUCCACGAGGAAAUGCUCAAAGAUUCCGUAAGAACAGGUAUUUAUUUCAAGUCAGUUAUGACUAACCAGCACCUCUUUCGAGAUAAAGUUGUUCUGGAUAUCGGAUGCGGAACAGGAAUUUUAUCUCUUUUUUCUGCAAAGGCAGGAGCAAAGAAAGUCUACGCCAUAGAUAACAGUAGCAUCAUCGAUUUGGCACGAAAAAUCACCAAAGCCAACGGCUUGUCCGACAAGAUUGUGUACAUUAAAUCAAAAGUUGAGGAUUUGGACGAAAACACGAUUGAGCCAGUGGACGUGAUUAUAAGUGAGUGGAUGGGAUACUUUCUCCUCUAUGAAAACAUGAUCGAGUCAGUUUUAUACUGCAGAGACAAGUAUCUUAAACCUGGAGGACUAAUCUUCCCUGACCGUGCCAGGAUAUAUAUCUCAGCUAUAGAAGAUCAUGAAUACAAGGCUGAAAAGUUCGACAAGUGGGAUGAUACCUACGGCCUGGACUUCUCGUUGGUGAAGGAACACUUAAUGGAGGAGGCGUUGGUGGAUUUUGUGGAUGAAAAGUCUCUGGUUACAAGCUCUUAUUGUAUAUUUGAUGUCAAUCUAAACAACUGUACUGUUUCAGACACUGAUUUCUGUUCUAAUUUCGUUCUUGUUUCUGAGAGGAGAGAUUACGUCCAUGCCUUUGUUUUCUGGUUCGACGUUACUUUUGGCUCCUGCGAUAAACCUCUCACUUUAACAACUAGUCCUAAAUCAAAGUAUACUCACUGGAAGCAAACUGUACUAUACAUUGAGGAGGUGUUAAACCUCCAGGAAAAUGACUUAAUAAAUGGAAUCAUCGCCGUUAAAAAGAAUAAGGAUAAUCCUAGGGACGUUGACAUUAAGCUUAGCUAUCAGAUAAAUGGUAUUUUUCCUCCUUUAAUUUAUCUUUAG